This is a messenger RNA of Dreissena polymorpha, 1828 nucleotides long. RefSeq lists its product as uncharacterized. The coding region runs from base 87 to 1010 and encodes 307 amino acids. Lineage: Eukaryota; Metazoa; Mollusca; Bivalvia; Myida; Dreissenidae. The record is from RefSeq and is a predicted model, not a curated record. The transcript is spliced from 2 exons. Gene Ontology annotation, molecular function: protein binding.
CAUCACUACACAGAGAUAAGAUAUCUGCCUGAAAUGUAUUUAAGGUGAAAACACUCGUAUUCUCGAAGAGCACUUUCAUAACUAAGAUGACGACCAUAUUGUCAGUGGGGGCAUGUUGGUUUUUAUUUGUGUUUAUAAAUGUUGAAGCCAUAACAGAUGGGGAUUUUCAAUCGGUGCUUGCCAGGCUUUAUGCGCUCGAAGAAAAACAAGCAUUUUCCGAGCAACGAAUCGCUGCGCUGGAAACGGAAAAUAUGUUGUCCCAGAAAAGAAUCGCCGACUUAGAAAAGUACAAGCCAUUUUCCGAAAGAAGGGUCGCUGCGCUUGAAAGAAAAAACAGAAGAAAUGAUGCACUUGCUAUUGUAAUGAAACUGUAUGCACAACAAGUCGCGCUAGAAACCGACAAAGCCACAACGAAAGGAUUCGACAACACUCUGUCUGACGGAUUAUUUUCCUUGUUUGCUAAGGGCAAAAUAUAUUCUAGCAGAAAAAUCUCUUCUAUUGAGAACGAAUAUGCAGUAACACCCAACCGGAGUGGAAAUUAUGAUAGACACACUGCCGCGGAAACUACGAUUCGGUCAAAUGCUGUACUUCAAUCGGAACACAGACGAUUUGUUGCAGCAGGGACUGUAGCAUUUUCUGCGAUAAAACUGGAUCGUCAAGAGCAUAUGGGCAUUAAUCAGACCAUAAUAUUUGGCAAGGUUCUCACAAAUGAAGGAGGCGGCUACCAUCCUAAUCUCGGUGUCUUCAUAGCUCCACAAUCCGGCGUUUACGUGUUCUCAUCAUCACUUAUGACUAACACUAAUAUAAUUGCUGCCAUAGUACUCAACGGAAACAUCGUCGCUCAGAUUUAUGGCUAUACAGACAAUGGAAGACACGACCAAGGCAGUCAGACGGUUGUCAUAAAGCUGAAUGCUGAAGAUGAAGUCGCUGUUCAGAAUAGGCAAUCAAAUGGUGAUGUCUGGGGGUCCCAGUUUUCGUCAUUCAGUGGCUGUUUAGCUUGGCUGCAAUAAAAUAGUUACCGGCUUAUGAAACAUCUUUAGAAUUUCACUGGACCCGGACAAAUAAAACUAGUGAAGAAAAUCUUUAUUGAAAUUAAGUAAUAACAAUGCAGUUCGCCUAUUUCAAUGGGUUAAUGGAGGUCUUUUUUCCAGUAAAGAUUAAUAAAAUGAUAUUAAUUAGUUGAUUUCAUAUUGGCUUUGUUAUUGAGGUGAAUACAGUCGUAUUGGCCUGAGGCCAAUAACAAAGCCAAUAUAAAUUCAACUAAUUAAUGACAAUUUUAUUAAUUAACUUUAUAAUACUAGUAUGAUUCAGCAAGAAAAGCUUGAAUUUCACUUUCGAAUUACAGGUUUUUGCUAUUAAAUUAAGUAUGAAGUUUUGAAAAAUAGCAAACUUUCUGUUCGAUACAACUUGUUCCCUGUUUAUAUCCCAGGCAAAAUGCUUUAAAAAUGUUAUGUACACCAAAAUACCUUUUGGGUCGAUUGAACUUUACCGGUACGUAAAAAAGAAUGGAAAAGCAUAUAAUUUUAUCGUUGCUAAGCACGCAACACCAAACGCAACACCUAAUUCCUUUUUAUCCUAUAUAUUUCUUUAGUAUCGGUGGCUACCGCCCCCCAAACCCCCGCUUUGUUUAAAGUGGUAAUUAACUGCGUACCGGUAAAGUUCAAUCUAGCCUACCUUUUAAGAGGUAUCUUGUUACUUACAAACGAAAAUUAAAAUAUGGUUGCAAGAGUAAACAAAUGUUCCAUGCAUUUAAUUUCAGAACAAUAAUUAUUAUUUCAUUAGUUUUGUAAUAUGAAGGCGAUAUUACUGAUAAAGCAUAGAAACAAUA